Molecule: messenger RNA, 1597 nt
Organism: Suillus bovinus
Lineage: Eukaryota; Fungi; Basidiomycota; Agaricomycetes; Boletales; Suillaceae
Exons: 4
Coding region: 109-1443 (444 amino acids)
Molecular function (GO): protein binding
Source: RefSeq, a predicted model, not a curated record
ACGCGACUGUCGCAUCUACGCUAUUUGUGCAUGAUGUGCCAGGGUGCUCAGCGCUCAGUCUCAGCAUUGUUACUCUACUUGAACCCAACCAAGUUGUCGUAUCUCUAAAUGUCUGUUCCUACAGCUAGUGGUACACCAUUUUGGGAGAAGACUGCGACUGUUGAAGUGAAACACAACCCACAACCAGUGCUCAUCCUUAAACAUGGCCAAAAACGGGUCAUGGUUAAACGACAAAGGUCCUAUAAUCUCAUGCUCGACACCGCCUGCAAAUAUUUCCCAGGCAUUCCGAAAGAUAUGAUCACGUUGCAGACCAAUCAACUCGAUGUUUGCGGGGGAUGCUAUGUGGACAUCACGCCUGAAGUAUGGGAUGAUGUCGUUGACUUGUUGAACGUCAUCGAAAUUACUCGUGCCACAGAAGCGACAUUGCCCUUCUCGUCACCGCUCCAGUGGACUAUUCCACCGCCUUACAAUCAAUCGGCACCUGGACCAGUAUUGAAGUCAAGACCACACGAAAUCACAAUCAAAGUUGGUCUUCCAUCCGGCGAGAUUCGGAGCGCUGAAAUUUCAAGGGCAACGCAAGUGGGCAAACUCGUUGCAGACGCCAGUACAAUAUUGGGGUGUAGUCCCACCAAUAUAAAGGCAGUCUGGGGUGGGACGAUAUUGUGCGAGGAUCGUAGUAUCGGAUCGUACGCCAUCGAGGAUGGUGACUCCAUCAAUCUUCAGUCGGGGCCGACAUCUUUUGCAAAGCCAGUCAUUUAUCUACACUCGCCCGCCGACAUCGAUGUUUCGGUCAAGCUGUCCCUUAUUCCCGAGUGGAGCCUCUCUGUCAUCUAUCCCGUUGUUGCCACGGAUGACCAUAAACGGCAUUUAGAAUGGAAUGUCAGUACCCGUAAAGAUGGGGGUCUGACUGAACACAAUUCUGGUCUAGACGUCUCAUACUUGUUCUGGGAGGCAGAAACGAAUUUGCAAGCAUUUCCUCGUUCACCAUCAUCCAAACCGCAACCAGCGGAUACGUUCAAUCCAAUAUACAGCAGUCUCGAUGAUACGGAUUCAAUCGUUAUUCCAGUGCAUAAAGUCACUGUUUACCUCGAUAAAUCACUCAAGCUUUUGGGACUCCAUACCGAAGCUAGAACAUCGUUCAUAACCUACUGGCUACCAUCUAUCCUCAAGCACGAAUACAUUGCCCUCCGAUUUAUCCCUCAAGCGGCAUACGAACGCGCCGCUUCACUUAGCAUUUCUCCCCAGCCUGACGUUGUGACUCGUGUAUGCAUGUUGUUCAAGGGUAUCCGUAAGGAGCACCUAGCAGAUUGGGCUAAUGCACAAAUGCAAGCAGAGAAAGACGUUGAUUGGUGGGUAGAUGUAGUCGGAGUCGAUCCUGCAAGAGCUGGUGAUGUGACUUUGUUCAGGGUGUUGGAAUGGGGCGGGAUGGAGGUUCUCAUUUGAUGUUCUACCCCAGGUGUUACUGCAUUUUAUCUUGAUCAGUUUUGCAUCCUACAGUUGUGAGCAUAUGCAUGUAUGUAGUUGAAAAGCUGUUUUGUUAUUCCAAUUUGUGUCCGUUGAGGAUACGUAUGGCAAUCUCCAGGGACUGUUUCUUAUC